AUGAAGUUCACUCUCGUCGCCCUUCUCACCGCUGCCACCGUCGCCAUGGCCAACCCCCACCAGGGCGCCAACUUCCCUCAACUCGUUGAGCGCAAGGCCUGCUACCACGAGAGCGACUGUGGCUGGACCUAUGGUGCCAAGUGCGAGCACUACUGCCGCCAAUACGGGCAGGACGUCGGCGUCGACCGCAUGGAGAAGUGCAGCAUCCUCAACAACAAGCGCUGCUGCUGCACUAAGUAA
Messenger RNA from Thyridium curvatum, 240 nucleotides. RefSeq lists its product as uncharacterized. NCBI's taxonomy places the organism in Eukaryota, Fungi, Ascomycota, Sordariomycetes, Thyridiales, Thyridiaceae. The transcript has a single exon. The record is from RefSeq and is a predicted model, not a curated record. Bases 1 to 240 code for a protein of 79 amino acids.